Messenger RNA from Purpureocillium lilacinum, 2688 nucleotides. NCBI's taxonomy places the organism in Eukaryota, Fungi, Ascomycota, Sordariomycetes, Hypocreales, Ophiocordycipitaceae. The record is from RefSeq and is a predicted model, not a curated record.
AUGGCAGCGGCAGAGACCAGUUCAAAUGCCCCCUCUGACUUGCAAAAAAGCUUCUUUCUUGUGAUCGCGCCGGCUACACCAACUGUCUCACAAGCCGGAACGCCUGUUGAGCUCUCGCACAGCUGGCUGGCACCUCAGCACCCGCGGGACUUGUUAUCCUCUUUCUUGUACAACUCUCAUUGUUGCAAAAGUGAACAUCGCCACCUACACCCGCGUUUGCUACUGUCGGUCUACGAUGCCACCCACCGCGGAAGGAAGCAGUCUGCACCAUGGGUGUUUGGUGGCAGAAAUGCACAAGAUGCGGGCGCCCAUCCGAGCACGCCUGUGCCACCUCCUCGCUCCGAAAAGCGCAAUCCCUUUUCGACUCCCGAGGAUGGAAACGAUUCGAAGUGCCAGCUCAGCAGUGACGGCGCCAUACCCCGUUCGAUGACCGAAUAUCCCCCGAGAAAGCCGCUGUAUGGUCCAGAUCUGGACGACUCCGCCCUUGAUCAUGAGGCAACGUCGCCAGAACUCGACGAGGACAAGGCCACCUCCGACUGGGAGACGGUGGCAGCAGAUGACGAGAUGGUGCGCCAUGCUUACCCACCUCCAGUGCGGUACGGACCAAACGCCUUCGAAGUCCAGGAUCUCAUCGGGCACGGUUAUCGUCUUGAAAAUCAACCCCAGCGACCAAACACCAUGUUCGGUCCUACCAGUCUCUCGCCUGCUGGCGAGCCACAGCAGAGCUCGGGUGCCACUAAAACAAAUGAGCCCACUGAUAUCAGGUACAGCAGCUUUGUCAACGAAAGGCGAGACCAAGGGAGGGACGCCAAUGCUGCCGAUGAUUUCUCAGGCAAUGAGCCCCAUGGAGCCCUCAGUCGAAACCGCGUGAAUACUGCGACGAUCCUUGACAGCCAAGGACUAGGCGGGCUCGUCGCCAGCAACUCGAUAACGUCGAGCAGCUUGACUGUGGACCGGUUCAAAUACGAUGACGGCCACUAUGCUGUAUUCUUGCGCCCUGGCGCCGAGAGAGAGGUUACCUCGUGGCCACCCAGGCGAGAGCCGACUUUGACGGCGACAACCAACCGUCUGUUCAGGAUCCGCAGUUUUACGACCCUUCCGCCAUCCGGUCGACCUAGAAGGUCAACGAUCGAUGUGAAGCCUCAUGCAGAUGAUCGCAAUCGCACGCUCGCCCUCCCUCGAACUCGCACAGAUCAAGACACCGAUGGCGACUGGCAAACCGUCACCACCGACCAGCUUCACGAGCAACCUCGGGAGAUUGAGAUACACCUUAUCAGAGGCACUGGCAGCAGCAUUGCAGACGUGUCCGAUACGUCCGAUCUUGCAAACGACGGCAUCUCGGGAACGCGUCGCCGCUCAGCCCAGAACAGUGAUACAGAGUGGCCCCGGCCUAGAGAGCUUUCGUCGAUUCGCAACAGGCGGCAUUUUAUGCAUGGUCGAGAACCGCCAGACUUCAUCUGGACCCCGAAUGGUGUCAGAGCCGCCCGCCCUGAUCUCUCUAUUCGGGUUCCUCAGAUGCCGGCCAGGGCUGCUGCUGCAAUUCGCGGAUUCUCCAGCCCUUUCGGCAAUGAAAGCAGCAGGGCACGUCGGAGUGUCCGUUUGAACGCCGUCCCCGAGUCGCAGAAUCUCAGAAGCAGCUACGAAAGUCUGGACUCUGAACCAGAUGACGGCCUUAUGCCCUCUGCCAGGGGAAGACACUGUCCAAAGGCGCCCGAUGCUUCCGCUGGUGCUCUUGACAGUCGCCUGCUUGCGCAAGGGACUUCAACUGCGCUUGCCCCUGAACUCACGUUCGGUACAGCAAAUGAUAGCUUUUACGCCAACAUAUCAAGGCUGCCAUUUCCUCUGGUUAGCCUGCCAGAGGCGGCCAAAAUGCAACGGUAUCGAAUCGACCGAGGCGAGGAGGACCACACGGAUCUCCCGAGCUCAUUUGCGGCCAAGGCCAGGUCGACCAGGUCCGGCACUUUCAGUUCGAUGUCGUCACGCACGAGCCCGUUGACUCCCCUUUCACCGUUCGGUGACUUGCGUGGGAGUGUCGCGACGUCGACUCCAGCCCGUCCCCCGAUUGCGUACCAGGACCAUUUCUCGCGCAGAAAGGACACACGUAAGGGAACCUUCCGUCACCGAAGGACAUUUGCGACUAACCUGUCCCCAGCAAGCUUCGAUACUACCCAAAGCAGGCUUCACUCCUCGGCUAUACUCGGGAGCUCCCCUAUCACGCCGGUGCCACGCCGAACAUCUAGUGGUCCUUGGUAUGAGGUGGGACUGCGCGAUAGCCCCUCUAUCCUGGGAGUCGACCUUCGUCGCCUUCGUGGCUUCUCGCUUCGAACCCGGCAGAGACGUGCUGAAGCGAUUGGGGAGAGUUUCGAGAUGUUCAGCCGAUCCGAAACUGAGCUGAUUCGCUCGGCGAGAGAGGAGGUACGCUUGAACAGAGCAAUGCGAGGCCAGGAGAACGACCGCCAGAGAGCCAUUUUCCUCGCCGUCAUGGUGCUUACCCUGAUCCUCCCCCCCAUCGGACUCCUCGCGCUGCUGGGCCACUUCGACUCGGCUAUUUCGUGGUAUACCCACGGCGAAGCGCAUUGCUUCACAAAAGAGCAGCGCUCCAUCUUGAAACAGCAAUUGAUGGUCGAGGGUGCGCUGUAUGUCGGUCUAGUCAUUGCUCUGGCGGUCUACUUUGGCCGCCACAACUGA